Messenger RNA from Phycodurus eques (leafy seadragon), 4231 nucleotides. RefSeq names its product ras homolog family member T1 (gene rhot1b). NCBI's taxonomy places the organism in Eukaryota, Metazoa, Chordata, Actinopteri, Syngnathiformes, Syngnathidae. The transcript has 20 exons. The record is from RefSeq and is a predicted model, not a curated record. Gene Ontology annotation, cellular component: mitochondrial outer membrane. Bases 311 to 2293 code for a protein of 660 amino acids. Gene Ontology annotation, molecular function: GTP binding; GTPase activity; calcium ion binding. Gene Ontology annotation, biological process: small GTPase-mediated signal transduction; mitochondrion organization.
GCCUGCUAAUGCUGUCAGAGUAGAUUAGCAGCAGAGUGAGCUCGCCGUACUCACACACAGGCUCCUUGUGACUUCCGACUCACCACACAAACAGCUUAUAUUACGAAUAAUUCAUUUAUUAUUAUUAUAUUUUUUUUUUACCACUUCCCGUCUCACGUUUCACAUUUAAGUGAUAUGGAGCCAACCUAGCGGCUAGCUAGCUAGCUGUCUUGCUAGCCGGGAUGUGAGCAUCCUCGUUGCCUGCCCACGGGAGCAUACAUGUGCGACACAUUGCACGGCCGCGGCGUGGGUGAACGACACACCGGCGACGAUGCGCAAGGACGUAAGGAUCUUGCUGGUUGGGGAACCCAAGGUGGGAAAGACGUCUCUCAUCAUGUCUCUGGUCAGCGAGGAGUUCCCAACUGUGGUUCCUUACCGAGCUGAGGAGAUAACCAUACCCGCGGAUGUCACUCCAGAGAGAGUCCCCACACACAUUGUGGACUAUUCAGAAGCCGAGCAGACAGACGAGCAGUUGUUCCAGGAGAUCACAAAGGCAAAUGUGAUUUGCAUCGUGUACUCCGUCAACAACAAGACGUCGAUAGAGAAGGUGACAAGCUACUGGAUCCCCCUCAUUCUUGACAACACGGACAAGGAUAGCAGGGUUCCUCUCAUCCUGGUGGGAAACAAGUCAGACCUGGUGGAGCACAGCAGCAUGGAGACCAUCCUGCCCGUUAUGAACCAGUACAGCGAGAUCGAGACCUGCGUCGAGUGCUCAGCAAAGAAUCUGAAGAACAUCUCGGAGCUGUUCUACUAUGCCCAAAAGGCUGUCCUUCACCCCACAGGCCCCCUCUACUGUCCAGACAAAAAAGACAUGAGGCCACUUUGUGUAAAAGCGCUGACCCGAAUCUUCAAAGUGUCCGACAUGGACAACGACGGUAUUCUCAACGAUAAUGAGCUCAACUUCUUUCAGAAAACAUGUUUCAACGUGCCACUGGAGCCGCAGGCCUUAGAGGAUGUGAAAAAUGUUGUGAGGAAGAAUUUGAGUGAUGGAGUGUGUGACAAUGGACUUACUCUAAAAGGCUUCCUGUUCCUCCACACGCUGUUCAUACAGCGAGGUCGCCACGAAACCACAUGGACGGUGCUCAGGAGAUUCGGAUACGACGACGACCUGGAGCUCAAUCAGGACUACCUCUUCCCCCCGCUGAAAGUUCCUCCUGACUGCACCACAGAGCUCAACCACACAGCCUACCUCUUCCUGCAGAGUGUCUUCGACAAACAUGACAAGGACCGUGACUGUGCCUUGUCGCCGGAGGAGCUGAGGGACCUGUUUGAUGUUUUUCCUUACGCGCCCUGGGGCCCUGACGUCAACAACACUGUGUGCACCAACGAGCAGGGCUGGAUAACUUACCAGGGUUAUCUCUCACAGUGGACGUUAACAACUUAUCUGGAUGUGCAGCGUUGCCUGGAGUAUUUGGGCUACCUUGGUUAUUCAAUCAUUGCUGAGCAGGAGUCCCAAGCAGCAGGAAUUACAGUGACCAGGGAUAAGAAGAUUGACUUGCAGAAGAAACAGACACAACGCGGCGUUUUCCGCUGUAACGUCUUUGGAGAUGCUGGCAGUGGGAAGAGUGGCUUCCUCCAAGCCUUUCUGGGGAGGAACCUGAUGCACCAGCAAAUGAUCAAAGAGGAACAUAAAUCCUACUAUGCCAUCAGCACAACCUUUGUUUACGGUCAGGAGAAAUACCUUCUACUUCAUGAAGUGUUCCCUGACUUGGACUACCUGUCUGACGCCGACCUGGCCUGUGACAUCAUCUGCUUAGUGUAUGACGUCAGCAACCCGUACUCUUUUGAAUACUGCGCCAAAGUCUUCAAGCAAUACUUCAUGGACUGCAAGAUCCCGUGCAUGAUGAUCGCGGCCAAGUCGGACCUGCCUGAGACCAAACAGUUCUACGGCUGCAGUCCUCUGGAGUUCUGUCGGAGGCACAAAAUGCCUCCUCCGCAGUCGUUCACCUGUAACACCGCGGGAGCGCCUGGCAGAGACAUUUAUACCAAACUCAGCACCAUGGCCAUGUACCCCCACGCGCGACUGCGCUGCAUGUGCACUUGUAACCGCUGCACCUUCUGCUUGUGUCAGAACCUGCUCAACUCCGAGCUGCUGCAGACGGUCAGAGCCAAACUACACGCUGUGGUUCUCCGCAGGCACGUGAGCCAAGCGGACCUGAAAAGCUCCGCCUUCUGGCUGAGAGCAAGCGUGGGCGCCAGCGUGUGUGCCCUGCUGGGUUUCGCAAUGUACAGAGUUCUGCUCAAAACGCGGUGAUGCCUCUCAUGACCACCGGCAAACUGUUCUCGUACACACCGUAUGUACAAAAGUAUUGGGACAAGCAAUCAGCUUGGGGUGCGCUUGACCCGUUUAGAGCCUUAAAGGAAACGUUUGCAUUUUUUCCCACAAUUUACAAUUGUUUUCAGGUGUUUAAAUAACAUAGGUCUGACAUGGUUUGGUAGAAAUACCACAAAUUUCAAGAUUUGUAGGGCACUUUGUACACCGCAUUUCUUGUCCUGCUGAAAUCAGCCUGUUUUAGGAGUCUUAAUGAAGCCCUCAUCCCGCUCCAUAGACUGCUGGGCUAACAGUGAGUCUGGAUUUCGUUACAAUAUUAACUAGUAAUUGCGUCCAUAAGGACAAUGAAAGCAUUUUAACUCGUCUGACCGGCAGUUUGUACACUUCACUGUGUGUACGUGGCACAAGGACACAUCGCCAAACACAAAUAUCGCACCGCAUCGACAGCUCCACUGAGCGAUCGAGUGCUGCUUAUGUGCUUACCUUGCACAGAACCACCACUGGUUAAUUUAACCCAACUAUUUGUCUACAAACAAUAAAAUGUCAAUUUCCCAUAGUAUGUCCCCUGGGGGUGGAAUGUUUUUUGAAAACCCUUCGUUUCAGUUCAUAACACGUGUAACUCAUAUUUAGCCAAGAUGGUGGCGCGUAUAUGGCGCGCGCGUUAUGAAUCCUACGGUCUCUGCAGACGCGCCAUCUGCUCAGGCCUUUCAUCAGCCAAUCAUAUUGCAGCGGGGCGCGUUGGUACAGAUAUAGACUCGGUAGCAGUAAUAGGCUUAUGUAGUACUACAUUGUCUGUAUCUCUCCAUCGCAAGAGCUCUGCUACAUAUCACAGUCGACAUGGCAUUCCAACUCGCUGGAAAUCGCUGUGUUUGCGACUGAGGUGUUUUGAUUAGCGCAGAAACUUUGCUUCACCCGAGGAUACGCGAUGCUCGCUAAAAGGUGGGAGGCAUAUACAUAAACUGUUCAUUCCUACACCGUUUACCUGAUUUGCAUGUAAAUACCCUCAAAUUAAAGCUGAAUGUCUACAGUAUACAUGCUUGGAUGGCUUUGGUGUAGAAGAACCCCAUCACAAAUGGUCAUUACCCCAAAACAUGCUCCCAAAUCUUCUGAAAGACUUAUCAGAAGAGUGGAAGCUGUCAUAGCUGCAAUGGUAGCGUUGCUUCAAUUCUUCCUGUCAUUUUCACUGGCAAGGUGUCCCAAUACUUUUGUCAAUAAGUGCAUCUGCAACGGUAGCGAGCGAUGCACAGCUCCUCAGUGGGCUUAAAAAAAAAAAAAACAAACAAAAAAAAAAGUUUCAAUAUUUAAUUUUCUACUUCAAAGUGUAUUUUUUUCUGAUUGUAUUUGUGUGUAAAAAGAAAAAAAAUGAUAUAUUCAUAUCGGAACAAUAUAACAGGUAGCUGCUGAUUGAAGCGUAUGAAAUGCUAUAAGAGUGUGUUCCAAUAAUAGCUUUUUGCGGUUGCCUGGUGACUGCACUUGUCAACCUGUGUGAGAGAUGCAAAGUUAUAAUUACUGAUAGUGUAAAUAUUCUAAAUAAGGUGUGUGUGUGCGCUUGGCCUUCAGACUGGCUGACAUGAUACUUUAGCAUUGAUCCAAACUUUUUUUUUUUUUUCCUCCUUUUAUGGCCAAAUGUGGGGAUGGGACAUUUAAUGUGUACGAUGUAUGGUCAAGCUCUACUAGAAACUUGCAUGUUUUAUCAUUUCUGACCACAUUCCAUGCAUUACUUUCCAUAAUUACUAUGUAGUUGAAAAUGAAAAAUCACUCCCUAUGGUCCUUUAGAAAUCUGCACUGAACUUGCUUGUCGCAGAAGAUGCACCAAUGUCAGUCCGUAACGUCCAACUUCUUGCCAUGAGGUGCAGUUGGAUCUAUUUACCACUUCCCGCCUUUUGGAAAAUUAACAAUAAAUACAUGUCGUCAAAUUCU